AUGAAGGGCCGGCAGCGGAGGUGCAGGUGGGCUCAGCCCUGGACCCUGCUCUUGCUUCUCAUAGGUCCCCGGCUCCUGGUGAGUCACAGCUGGGGUCCCGCAGAGAAAGAGGGAGAUGAUGACCAGAGAUUCUUGAAGAACUACCCCCCUGCCACCGUGGAGCAUGCCUUGCACAUGUACAACCGGACAAGCCAGGGCAGGAACGCCUACAAAGAGGUGCGUGUACUGUGGUCGUGGAAGGAUCCUGUGGAUGUCAGCCUGGUGUUCUCCAUGGAGCUGCAGUUCGCCCGAAUCAGGUGCAGGACAUUUGACGAAGACAUCGACAACUGUCCUUUUCAAGCAACUCCAGACGUGAACAAUGCUGACACCUGCCACUUUACGAUCGCCACUGACCCAUGGAGAACACAGUGUAAACUCCUGAACGACACCUGCCUGGAGGGCUCCGCCGAGCGAGGCCACACCCCAGCCUGGGGGCACCCUGGGGGCAGACCCUUCUGUGUCUGA
Messenger RNA from Rangifer tarandus platyrhynchus (Svalbard reindeer), 504 nucleotides. NCBI's taxonomy places the organism in Eukaryota, Metazoa, Chordata, Mammalia, Artiodactyla, Cervidae. The record is from the annotation of a GenBank genome assembly.